Messenger RNA from Chenopodium quinoa (quinoa), 4535 nucleotides. RefSeq lists its product as uncharacterized. Gene Ontology annotation, biological process: transmembrane transport. Gene Ontology annotation, cellular component: membrane. The record is from RefSeq and is a predicted model, not a curated record. Gene Ontology annotation, molecular function: transmembrane transporter activity. NCBI's taxonomy places the organism in Eukaryota, Viridiplantae, Streptophyta, Magnoliopsida, Caryophyllales, Amaranthaceae. The transcript is spliced from 7 exons. Bases 364 to 2139 code for a protein of 591 amino acids.
CAAAUUCAUAUACGUAAUAUAUGGAUCCAUUCAUUAAAGGGAAUGUGAACAGAAAUGUGAACAAAAAUGGGGCUCCCUCAUUCAUCAAAGUCAAGAAUGUGAACAAAAAUGGGGCUCCCUCAUUCUUUAAAUUAGGGCAAACAUAAAUGGAAAACGUUAGUUGUACUUAAAUAUAAAUGCACAAUUACAUCUUACUAAGUCAACUCAUUGGCGCAACACACUCUCCAUCUAAGUCCUCACAUUUCUAGGCUUUCCAAGAUUGAAAACAAGGCAUGAGUACAGUCCAUUAUCGGUCACUGCAGCUGUAAUUAGAGCAGUCAUUUCGAAUCAGCCGCCAUUUUCUUAAGAAUAUUGAGAAAUUGCAUGGAGGUUAUGGAACAGGGGACACAUUUAAAGGAGGAGCAGAGAACAACACAAUCUUGUUUUGUUUACCUAAUAAACAAGAUUAGAAGAUUGUUCUCUUUUCCUGGAUCAGAGGUGCUCUUUAUUGCAGGCUUGCGCAUCAGCUAUGUUGUAGCAAAUUUUAUAUUCAUGGUGCUAAUUACAUUCUUAACCGACGUAUGGCAGCUGAAAUUGUUUCAAGCGGUUGUAAUUACAAAUGUCCAAGAUGGAGCCAAAGGAAUUCUUCUGAUAUUUGUUGCCUCUUUGGCUGAUGCUUACCUGGGAGACUCCUUGACAUUGUUGCUCUCAGCUAUUAUAUACAGCGGAGGCCUGAUGAUGCUGUAUUAUGCAUACCCAUCUAUAACUGACAAAGAGAUAAAGGCAUGCCGCGAAAGAAAUAUAUGUGAGGAAAAACCCAUAGGAAUCUUGUUCUACUUAGCUCUACUACUAGUAACUAUUGGGCAGUGUGGUCACAAAAAUUACAUGAAAUCGUUAAAAUGGGAGGAGAAGUUAGAGAAAUUGGAGAAGCAGAAGCAUGAACAGAAAUUUAAAAGGAAAGAUGGAUUUAAUAGAAGAAUUAUAGACCGCAUUCAUUUAUCUAAUUCAGUUAAAAAAAUUCAGUUUCAGCUGAAGAAAAACUGGUAUGAAAUAACUGGGUUAUUGAUAGCACUAAUUGUCCUCCCUCAUGUCGGAGCAAGCAAGCACACCCAACUUCUCAUACGAAUGUGUAUGUUGGGGAUCAGUUCUUGCAUAUUUAUUGUAGGGAAGUUGUCUUUAUUCCCUUUUGAAGGACCCAGAGGAAGCCCGAUCUUAGAGGUUUUCCAUGUAAUUUUGGUUGCAUUUAAGAAACGGCGUUAUGAUAUUAGUGGGACUCUUAAAUACUUUGGAAAUGAUAUUAGUGGCGAUGAUUACAACAGCAACAAUGCUGACUGUGAGCCACAGGACAAUAAUAUUGGUGCUUAUUGUGACAACGAUCAUAAUCAUAGUCCAGCGGAUGAUGAGACAUAUGGUACUCGUAAAGAUGCUGAAGUUAGUCUUGAUGAUCACAGUAGAAAUUACAAGCCACGGAAGGCUGUCAGUGAUGAAGUUGCUCGUGAUUGUUCCAGUCUUCUUAAAUCUGAAAGCAGGAAAUCUGAGAUAACAGACGAUCUUACUGCUAGAUUUGGGUUCUUUAACAAGGCUGCACUGUAUAACCCCAGUGAAAAUCCUGAAGCCGAAGUAGAGAAUGGUAAACUUUGUACAGUCAAGGAAGUGGAGGAUGCUAAGUGUUUCGUGAGGGCAUCAUUGUUGUCACUCACAUUCUUGACAUAUGGUCUAAUACAAGCAGUUAGCAGCACAUUCUUCGUCGAGCAAGCAAAUAAUAUGGAUAGGCACUUCCGGUCACUUAAUUUGCCAGUACAGAUCUUCAAAGGCUUCUCGACUUUGGGGGAAUAUACAGUGAAACGUUUCUGCCACAGUAAGCGCACAAAGCCACACCAAAGAUUUCACGGUGCAGUACGGAUAGGCCUAGGAAUGCUCGCUUCGUGUUUGUGCUUUAUUGCAGCAUUUUUGGUCGAGGCCAAGAGGCUACAAGCCUUGAAAGAUAGCAAAAGUUUGACAGCAUUUUAUCUUCUUCCGCAGCUAAUUUUGAUGGGGGCCAUGAAUGCUCUGGCUACUAGUGGCAUAGAGGAUUUUUUUGACCAUGAAAUGCCUGAUUCAGUAAGCAUAUCAUACGGGACUAUUGGCCAAUUGUAUAACAGGCAUUGGAAAGCUACUUAGCAUUGCAUUGUUUGCUGGUGUGAGCACCACCACCAAGCGACAUGGUCACCGAGGUUGGUUUGGAGAUCGAAUCAAUGAUAGUCGUCUUGACAAUUUCUAUAUUAUAAUGAUUGGAUUUGGAUUCACUAGUUGGAUAGUUUUUGCCAUGGUUGCGUUUCUAGAGUGCCGUCAUAAGCCAGCUCUUCCUCGUUGAUAUCAUGGCAUGUUAGAGUAGUAUUCAAUAUAUAGUUGGUGUAUUUUUAAUAUAUAGAUGGUGUGUUUUAUACGGUUUGGAAAAUUAUUUUAGAAAAAAUUACGGCGGUGUUGAGUGUUAUAGAGUAAUUGUCUUUAACAAGUUUAAAGUAAAGCGAAUGUUUAUACUUUGCUAAAAUCAGGGAGCUAACUCUAAUUGAAAAAGACAAGAUAUAUAUAAAGUUUUUUUUUUUUUUUUUUUUUUUUUCUUACUCCGUAGGCCUAAUAAUUUCAAAACCGCAAACAAUCCCACAUGGAAAAAUUAUGAAUGUAAACUGUUGUCAUGUAAUUAUAAAUAAGGCCUUAUUUCCUUUACUUUUUAUUUUUACCCACACCCAAUAUUAUUAUUUUGUUUUUAAAAAGCUCAACAUCCUAUAUUCAGUUUAUAGAGUAUGCCAUUUUCCUAAGAUGUACUAUGGUUUUGAAAAUGAAAGCAACCAAAGAGACAGAAUUAGUGAUCUACCAGACUGUCUUCUACAUCGAAUUCUCUCGAAUUUGGACACCAAACUCGUAGUUCAAAUCUCCAUACUAUCUACCAGAUGGAAAUAUAUAUGGACCCAAGUUCCUUUUUGAUGCUAAGCGACUUUCGGGUGACCUGUGUUUUGUCCAACAAGUCUUAAAUCAACGUGAACCUACUAAAUUAAUCAAGUUCGAGCUUAGUUUCCCCUAUGCACUAAUCGAACCUCGCGUUAUGGAGUCUAUAUUGUCAUACGUUAUGAGUGUAAAAGCACAAGAAGUUGCAUUAGUUUUUUCUAAAACUUCCAGCACUAUCCGUAUGAAAUUGCCAAAGUGCUUUUAUGAUAACCACUCACUUGAGAAACUCCAACUAAAUAUUCCUUGGCUGACUUUGUCCAACACUACGGGUUUUCGUGCACUCAAAGAACUGAGGCUUCUUAGUCUGGAUGAAGGUGGUUUGGGUAAUCGGAUUUAUCCUGUCAAACGAACAGUUUUUUGUCCUGAUUUUUUUUCAAAUUGUCCUGUUUUAGAACUUCUGAGCUUUUCGGACUGCUAUUUACAUGACUCAAUGUUGACAAUUUCGUCUCCCCUGCUUAAGAAUUUGGAAAUACAGAGCUCGGUCUUUGAUCGAGUUGUUGUUUCAUCACCCCUGCUUGUCUAUUUCAAAUAUGAAGGAAAAGUUCCCAUCAAUUUGUAUAUGGCUGGAAAUUGUCAUACAUUGGAAAAAGUUGAUAUUGAUGUCAAAAAUGAUAACGGCCAUAGGAAGCUUCUCGUGAAAAUGCUUAGGAAGCUGGAGAAUGCAAGAUUUGUUUCUGUGUCCAUAGACACUCUCAGGGUGCUCUCGGAAGAAUGUGGAAAAUUAGAAAAUGAGUUACCACCCUCUCCUAAUCUAAAGAACUUAUAUGUGAAGACUGAUUGGACAUUGCCUGAAAAAGGAUUGAGUUGUCUAUUGUCCAACUCUGCAUCAAACGUCGAAACUCUUAUACAAGUGCCCAAGUCAUUGAGGCCAAGAUUGGAAACCUUCAAGAUAAUUUGAUUAAUUGGCUGCUGCUUGGAGAAUUCAGAAUUGUAUGCUCUUGUUGCUGGGUUGGGAGAAAUCUUGUACGUUGGUGGUUGAGGAUGACUAGCUUUCAUUCAUUUAAACGACCAACUUCUUUUGGACUAAUGUUCUUAUUUUCAUCUAAAUCCACAAUUCUAGUUUUUUUUUUUAGGGGUGAGUUAAAGCAAAUAAUGUUCAAUUUUUCAAUGUUUAUUAUGCACUUGAUUAUGCAAGUUUGUAUAAAUACUCCUUAUUUUCUAGCUACAUAUAUCUUCAACAUAGUCUAUCAGUUGGCACUACGCGACUACCUAUAUAUACAUGAAUCGAUACAACGUUAGACUAUAUUCAACUUUCUUAGCAAAUUUAUAUCCUCUUUUUUAUUUCCUUCUCCAUAUUAGUGUUGGUAUGUCUAAAAGAGGUUAUUCAUUCGUGUAUAGCAUUAAUUAAAAACCUGUCAUUUUUCAUGAUAACCACAAUGGUGCAAAAGAGUAGACACGUUGAAUCGCUAUAAACAAACUCGCUCGAUCAAAGCUUAGUCUAAGCAUUGAUGUUAACUAACUAAAUAAGCUGAAAUAAACAUAAAUCUUAAAAUCAUUUUGGAAACUAUCCAAACUCAAAUAACCUAAUGGCUAAUGUUCAACUUAUUAUUAUCGUUUGCCGUCAAAAAAAA